Molecule: messenger RNA, 2554 nt
Organism: Cimex lectularius (bed bug)
Lineage: Eukaryota; Metazoa; Arthropoda; Insecta; Hemiptera; Cimicidae
Gene: Stt3A
Product: dolichyl-diphosphooligosaccharide--protein glycosyltransferase subunit STT3A
Exons: 13
Coding region: 218-2329 (703 amino acids)
Biological process (GO): post-translational protein modification
Cellular component (GO): membrane
Molecular function (GO): dolichyl-diphosphooligosaccharide-protein glycotransferase activity
Source: RefSeq, a predicted model, not a curated record
UGGGGUGGCUAGAGUGUUUCACUCGUCCACGGAGCAACGUAAACCCGAAUCUGCCGGAUAGCCGGCGAUGUUGUUAUCAAUUUUAAUACUUUUUCACGAUUUGUAGUAUUAGACCAGCUUUCGUAAACUGUUCGGUAUUUUUUUAAGUGAAGUUUAUCUUUGAUUUGUAUCUGGGAUCGAAUUAUUUUGUCAUCACGCGCUUUUAGUUUAGACAAAAAUGCUUUUAAAGUCCAGAAGCCUGAGGAUGUCUCCGGAGAAGCAGGAGACACUUCUGAAGCUCUCCAUACUAUCGAUAACAGCCAUACUCUCUUUUGCUACAAGAUUAUUUUCUGUAUUGAGGUUUGAGAGUGUCAUCCAUGAAUUUGAUCCUUACUUCAACUAUAGGACAACAAGGUUUCUGGCUGAAGAAGGCUUCUACAAAUUCCAUAAUUGGUUUGAUGACCGUGCAUGGUACCCGUUGGGCAGGAUUAUUGGAGGGACAAUCUAUCCUGGUUUGAUGGUGACUUCGGCCAUUCUUUAUCACCUGAUGAGAUUUGUCAACCUGACGAUUGACAUUAGAAAUGUUUGUGUGUUCUUAGCUCCUUUUUUCUCGAGCUUGACCACAAUAAUAACAUAUCUACUGACGAAAGAGUUAAAAGAUUCUGGUGCUGGACUUGUUGCUGCAGCGAUGAUUGCAAUAGUUCCAGGUUAUAUAUCACGUUCUGUUGCUGGCUCUUACGAUAACGAAGCCAUUGCCAUAUUUUGUAUGCUGUUAACGUAUUAUAUGUGGAUUAAAUCUGUCAAAACUGGCAGCAUUUUGUGGGCAACUCUAGCUGCUCUUGCAUACUUUUAUAUGGUAUCUUCCUGGGGGGGUUAUGUAUUCUUAAUUAAUUUAAUUCCUAUGCAUGUUUUCACUCUGAUGGUCACCGGAAGAUUCUCGCACAGGAUUUACAUCUCUUACUCGAUUUUAUACUGCAUCGGCACUAUGCUGUCAAUGCAGAUUUCUUUUGUAGGAUUUCAACCUGUACAAUCAUCAGAACAUAUGUUGGCUUUGGGAGUUUUCGGGCUCUGUCAAAUUCACAGCUGUGUUGACUACUUGCGAUCUAAAUUAACUUCUGCAGACUUUGAGGUGUUGUUUAAAUCACUAAUGCUCGCAGUCACUUCUGUGUCUGUCGUUGUUGGGCUGAUAUUGACUGUCACAGGUAAGAUUGCACCUUGGACUGGCCGUUUCUACACUCUUCUGGAUCCUUCGUAUGCCAAAAACCACAUUCCAAUUAUCGCAUCAGUGUCAGAACAUCAGCCUACUUCAUGGUCUUCUUUCUACUUUGAUCUUCAGAUUCUAGUAUUUUUAUUUCCUGCAGGGCUUUAUUUUUGUUUUGCUAAUCUGUCAGAUGCAAAUAUAUUUCUAAUUCUUUAUGGAGUCACUAGUAUAUAUUUUGCCGGUGUCAUGGUCCGUUUAAUGCUCGUCCUUGCUCCUGUGAUGUGCAUUCUAUCAGGUAUUGCUGUUUCGGCAAUGCUUCAUACUUACAUGAAACAAAUAGAUCCAGAUCGAAAUCUGGAUAAAAAGAAAAUGAAAUUGGAAUCAAAUUUUGUAAUGAAAAGUCAGAUUGCAACAGUAUUUGUUGCCAUAAUGACAUUCCUCUUGCUGACUUACACCUUUCAUUGCACUUGGGUUACCUCAGAAGCAUACAGUUCUCCGAGUAUUGUUUUAUCAGCGAGGACUCAUGAUGGAUCUCAAAUUAUAUUUGAUGACUUUAGGGAAGCAUAUUAUUGGUUACGUAUGAACACUCAUGAGGAUGCCAAGGUAAUGUCUUGGUGGGAUUAUGGCUACCAGAUAACUGCUAUGGCAAAUCGUACAAUACUCGUGGACAACAACACAUGGAAUAACACGCAUAUAUCACGAGUGGGACAGGCCAUGGCAUCUACAGAGGAGCAGGCGUAUGUUAUAAUGAGGGAAUUGGAUGUUGAUUAUGUAUUAGUUAUUUUUGGCGGUGUCGUUGGAUAUUCUUCUGACGACAUAAAUAAAUUUCUUUGGAUGGUUCGAAUUGGAGGAUCGACUGAAAAGGGAGCACAUAUCAAGGAAACGGAUUAUUAUUCGCCUUCAGGAGAAUUCAGGGUUGAUAAGGAGGGUUCACAGACUCUUCUGAAUUCUCUCAUGUACAAAAUGUGCUACUACAGAUUUGGCCAAAUAUAUUCAGAAGGAGGUAAACCUCCUGGCUAUGAUAGAGUCCGUGGGGCAGAAAUCGGUAACAAAGACUUUGAAUUAGAUGUUUUAGAAGAAGCAUACACUACUGAACACUGGUUAGUACGUAUCUACAAAGUCAAGGAUUUGCGCAAUCGGGGAGUGUAAUCAGUGUUGAUUUUAUAAAGCCUAAAACUAGUGAUAAGAUUUUUAUUAUUAAAAUCUGGUAACACAUUCAGGGUUAACAUUUUUUAAUUAAGUACAAAUUGUAAAAAUUGAAAUAGCCAAUGCAUAAAACUCAAUAAAAAAAAUAAUUUCCCUCAAUUAUUAUCUUUUAAUUGUUAUCAAGUUUAACUACAUAAAUUGUAUGUAAUUAUAUAUAUUUUGAGUACA